This is a messenger RNA of Pseudophryne corroboree (corroboree frog), 1432 nucleotides long. RefSeq names its product NFKB inhibitor interacting Ras like 1 (gene NKIRAS1). The transcript is spliced from 4 exons. Gene Ontology annotation, biological process: Ral protein signal transduction; canonical NF-kappaB signal transduction. Bases 283 to 864 code for a protein of 193 amino acids. The record is from RefSeq and is a predicted model, not a curated record. Gene Ontology annotation, molecular function: GTPase activity; GTP binding; GTPase activating protein binding. Lineage: Eukaryota; Metazoa; Chordata; Amphibia; Anura; Myobatrachidae.
AGGACCUCGUUUGGGAACCUCUGCCGUACAUCCAUUAGGGCUGCUUCCAUAUACUUCCCAGGCUGCUUUUCAAUCCCAAUCCGUCCCUGUUAUGAUGCCCAUAACUACAAGUCCUCAAAAUCACUAGUGGAUUCUCUCUCCAGAUUACCAUUGCCUCCUAAACAUGGGCAGCCAAUAAAGGCCUGAUUAGUUGUGGGUGGGCUUAAAGAACAGAGCAAAGAUAAUGGAUGUAACUGGCUGUAACACAGCUUUUAGGUAUCCUAGAAAAGCCUUUCCUAAUACAUGAUGGGUAAAGGAAGUCGCGUAGUGAUUUGUGGACAGGCUGCAGUUGGAAAAACAGCUAUACUGGAACAAGUGCUGUAUGGAAAUCACACUGUUGGCCAAGAAAAUAGUGACACGUUGGAAGAUGUAUAUAUUGCUUCAGUGGAAACAGAGCGCGGUGUUAUAGAGCAGCUGCGGCUUUAUGACACACAAGGACUUCAGCAAGGCACAGAGCUGCCAAAACACUACUUCUCGUUUGCUGAUGGCUUCAUUUUGGUCUACAGCGUGGACAGCCUGGAAUCCUUUAGAAGAGUUGAGCAGCUGAAAAAAGAUGUGGACAGGUUUAGGGAUAAAAAAGAGGUAGUGACUAUUGUCUUGGGGAAUAAAGUGGACGUAGCAGAGUGCAGACAAGUGGACACUGAAAUGGUGCUGCACUGGGCAAGAGAUGAAAGAGUAAAAGUGUGGGAGGUGUCUGUUACAGACCGGAAGACCUUGAUCGAGCCAUUCACAGUGCUGGCUAGCAAACUCCAUCUCCAAAGCAAAUCCUCCUUCCCUUUGCCUGGGAGAAAAAGUAAGGGGACCCCAUCUACUGACAACUACUAAUUCAGAAGGUUGUACAUCUCUGGUAGAUCAGAAAACAAUAUCUAAGCUGGCAAUUCUGAGUUGUACUAGUUACUGUGCUUGAGCUGGUGUAUACUGACUGGUAUUGGCCGUUGUGCCUUAGUUUCAACAGACCAUACCAUGCCAGUUUCACCUAGGUUUUUUUUUUUUCUUCUUUCUUUUGUGUGACAUUUUAUCCCUGGCAAUAACUGAGUGCUGCUGGCAUGGUGUUUCCCCGCUCUUCAAAGAUGGAGCAAUGGGAGAACAAAAUAGCGUUCGGUAGAAAGUGAUAUUUAUGCUUCAUAGGACUCUCAAACAUUGUACAGUGAAUACAGCUCUAUGUAUCUGCUCCCUACAAGAGAGAUUGUUCCUUCUUUUCACAGCAUGGAACUGCUGCUGGUUGUGGUGUUUAUCCUGCUGGAUUCGGCGUGGCAUCUCCUGCCACCACACCCAUGGACUGCAUCAGCCAAUAGUGCCUCUUUGAAAUUAUGUAUCAUAUGCUUUUAUCAUUCCAGUCAUCUGUCUUCAUCUGUAAAAUUUACCAAAUGUGAAUAAAGUUUUCACUUUGUAA